CAGAUAAUGAGUGGUCUUACGACAGAUCGAUCACUCAGUAAACAGUACCUAACCUACUCUAAGAACCAAUGGUGAUUUUCCGGCUUAUCGUGUUUCGGAACGCGAGCCACUGAUUUUUUUAUUAUUAUGUUAAAAUAUGCUCCUCUAGAUUGUUACAGUGUUUUGAAACCGUUUCGUAUUUAUAAUAUCGAUACAGUGGUGCAUGUACGCAUACAAUGCGCAAGAUGUAUCGUUUUUAUAUAGGUAGCGAUGCGGACUGCAGAGACUGACGUACGACCUAUCUAAAGAUCUGUAACAUCGUUUCAACACAAUAAUAUUACAAUACCAUAAAUAUUAAAUAUAACGUUAUACAUGGCAUGGGCCUGUAUCUGAACAUAUGAUCUCCGCUGCAUCGAUCCGUUAUAGUUGACACAUUGACAGUAGAAAUAAUUUUAUUUAUCAUAAAACUGUAUUUUACGUCGUGCAGUACGUUUGUGUAUCGUACUGUCUGUUCUGGAGUUAACGUUUUCGACGUUUUGAAUAAAAUAACUCCGCGGACAUUCAAUACAUUUUAUUUUAUUUGUAUUGUUAUACAAACGGAGCAAACCCAAUUACAAAAAAAAAAAAGUCAUAAAUAUAACGUGGAACAUAAAAAACAUAAAGUAGUAACGAAUUAAAGAAAAUGUCGGUGUCGGCAGAACGGGGGAGGCGAACCAUUGGGUCACGACUAAGGAAAUUAGAAGGCAAAAGGGAAAUGGAAAAGGGAAUAGAGGAACGAGUGUGACGUGGGGUUACGCGGAAGAUUAUUUCGCUAAGUAACGGCGGAGUGUAAAUCCGGUUGGAUAGAUUGUCCUCAGGCCAACGAUCAGAGAGGAAAGCGAGGCCAAGGCGCAAGCAAGACCGGCGGCACAUUCAAAUUUACACGUUUAAAUGUACUGGUGUUUUUGUCAACGAUUAUUAAUAAUUGCAAUAUGAAAUGAUGCGCUCUGGUAUUAUUAAGUAAUGUCAAUUUUCUUGUACCUCAUAGACUGCAGGGUAGCUAAGGGGACUAUAGCGCCCCGAAAUCUCUUCUAGCCCCGUCAAAAUUUCUUACAGCUUCCACGAUAACGGCGGAUAUGUAAUAAAAGGUUUGUUCGUUACCAUUUUUUUUCUUCGCAAAAAUAUACGGAACAAGCGCAGUUUAGUCCCCUUAGUCCCCUCCCCCAACCCUACGCUUAUGUUGUCUCUCCUCGAAACUUGUGCGAAGUAUGUCCGUACGAUUUUAAUGUCUAAUUUUAAUCAACCUAAAUAUUUUAGUAUAUUUCUUAUUAGCUGUAAAUCGGGUUAAGCCCAUUUACGUUUCAAUAAAUAAAUAUUGUUUAGACAUAAUACGCCGUCAUUUUGUAUUUAUGAAUGAUUGAAUCGCUGUAAACCACGUCAGCUUGCGAGACCAUAUUUUUUUUUUUUUCUGUGGAUAACUCUUCUUCCAGUGAUCUUGCUCCGGUUUUUAUGCAUAGCGCCUUUUCUGAAAGGAAACUUUACUGGACAGGUACUUUAAACAAGUCGUUUUUCGAUUUUCUGCGGAGUUUUCUCAACAAAUGUGAAAACCGAGAAAAAAAAAAUGUAGGAAAAAAGGGAAAAUGUAAGAAACGCAGAUAUUAGCUAAAAAUUGUAUGGUUUUAUUUUAACUAUCUACUAUCACCAGUGUGGUAGGUAACACAAAUUCCAUAACGAUGUGCAAAAUUAUUCACAUUAUACAUGAUAUUACAAUGUCUAUUACUGAUAGAGUAUCAGUAAUUUUUGCUUGAUUCGCAAUAGCCAGAUAGAUUUUACUGACUUACAAACAAAAUUCAAAUUACAGCAGCCGUAUCUCUGCAGUUAAUUUUGGACUUAAAACGUUAAAAACGUUUUAAACUUAACACUUUUAAACGGUUUAACCAUUAAAGUCCAGAAAGAACCUAGUGGUUAAUGAAUGUUAACAAAAAAAAAAAAAAAAAAAAUGUUAUAAUACGCUUCCAUUAAAAUGACAUUUUUUACUGAAAAAAAUAAAAACCAAUUCAAAUCGCAAUGCUCUGUGCAAUAGGAUGUUAAGUGUUUUAAACGAGCGUUUCCACGCUUUACAUAUUAUGUACAAGCGUUUUUCUUCGGCCCGGAAACAUAAUAUUUAUCGUGGUUCACCGAGUUUUGUUCGGUAACUCACCAACUCGAACCGGCCCCGAGUAUAAUUUGUGAUGCGAUCAUGACAAACAGUCCUAAAUAACUCAACGAAAUAAUUAUCAAUAUAUAAACCGAACGCGUCAGUACCUACACGGUUUAAUGAAGAAUGUUUUACGUGUCCAGAUUUACACACGAUUAAUACAAUGGACACCCAGUAGACAAUGACUAAUUUGCGUUUAUCGCUGUAAUAAAUGAUUAAUACAUGACGGAUAUAUCCAAUAGAACUCUCGAGGUGGGGCCUUUCCACUCGUGAAUAUUUAUACGUUUUUGAAGGGGGAUGAAAAUGGACGCGCAGUGUAUAAUCGCUAAAAAACGGCUCGGGACGUGCUGUAAACACAUUAGGAUUGGGGCCAGUUUGAAAGCCGUCCGAGCUGUGCACCGGCGCAGAGCCUCGCACAUUUAAAGGCUCCGCUGAGGGUUCACGAACGCUAGGGGUAUGUCUGCUCACAAUCAUAACUAGAGCAGAACUCGGUAAUUUCACGCGGUUAUUUAGAAAAAGGUAUUCCAGAAUAAUUGGGACGGGUGCAGAGCCACUGUUGCAAUUUAAUGUGUAUAUCUGUAAACAGCGAUUAUUCAUUGCUAACGAAAAAACGAUUCUGAGUGGAGUUCGGUUAGUAAUAGUGUUGCUUUGUCAAGGAUAUAUUGCAUGUCACAUUGUGGUAAAACAAUUACAUUAGCGUUGUAUAUUUUCUUUAAUUAUAUUUGUUUAAUAUUGUACCAAAUUUCCCGUGUUUCCCAUUUGUCGACAAAACUCCUGGGAAAAUUAAAAAACGAUCUCCCAAAAAUGCUCCCCAAGUCAAAUUUUUUAUAAGAAAACGUGCCACACUUGUAAAUCGGAACAUGAUUUCUGGUAGAAAAGUUGUUCACAGAUAAAACAAUAAAAAUAAUCAUCAUUGUAAUAUCAUAAUAGCUUCUUUGCUUCACUCAGAAUCUGAAAUACAAAUUAAAAUCAAUGAACUAACUAACGAGAAUUGUAUUAUGAAGAUCCGAGUUCCGUCCCAAAUGUAAAAUUUUAAUUUAAGGACGUAUUUGUUCCGUCCCGUUUUGCGGGACAUUACAUUAUAUUGAUGUAGCGUGCAAUUUACGACUACGGUAACAAUUUUCUAUUAUUUAGAAAUAUUUAGAUAAUAUUGCUUUCGAUUAUCGCACUAAAUAAUCGAAUUUGUAUACAAUAAUACUUUUACAUUAUUUGCGUUUGUUCUGUGUUUUAAUAUUGAUUAGAAAAACGUCUAUGUAUAAAUUAUAAUUUUUUUUGUAUCAUAUAAAUUCAAUUCAAUUAGAAAUUUUUGUUCCUGAAAGUAAAUUACUACGGUUGAAUUGUUUGUAUUUAACAUUUAUGCAUUUUAAUAUUGAUAAGAACAUUUUUUUUUAAUCGGGACGGAAUCGGUGUGAAAUAAGGCCACGAUUGGGUACGGCACACGGAACGCAGCCGCGAUUUGGAAACACCGUGUUGGUUAAUUCGCGAUUCGUAACGUAAAAAUCCUCGGUUUAGGUACGCGGUAGACCGCUCGUUACGACGACUCGAAAAAACGUAAUAUUAUAUUCCAAGACCGUUGCACUGUAAUAUUAUUAUUAUUAAUGUAAUAACAGCGUACGUAGGUAUAGGUACAGACAAAACAAAAUUUGAGUGGUUUUUUUUUUAUCAACGAGAAGUCUGCAUCAGCGUAAUAUCCACGUAAUAUACCGAAAAGAUUUACAAUUUUUACGUACGUGUAUGUAUAAUUUUAUAUCGUAAAAAAAAUGAAGGUCGCGCGUAACUACCUACACUGUUGCGGUGUACAUAAUAUAUCCACGUACCUACACACGUUACAAUACGCGCACGCACACGUACACACACACACACACGUACGCAAUACUAUGUAAUUUUCCGCCUACUUGCUGAUGUGUUUCCGAGACUUUUCCUAAUUUGGUGUAUUCCGGGGCUACGGGAAAGGCGGAUUUUUAGCUCUCUCUCUCUCUCUCUCUCCCUACUCGCCGUCACACGACGCCGCCGGACCGCGGCGGACGGACGUCGUGUGGGCGAUCCGAGAAAACGUCCGCGCCGUACACCACUCGCGUGACGCUAAUAAUUUUAUAUUAUUAUUAUCAUCGCAGUCGUCACUGUCCGCGCGCAUCCCGACGGGUCUCGACGCGUAAAAAAAUGGUGAACGAUGUUCGAUGCGCGGCGACCCGGACGUUUGCGCAUCGGCUGUGAGUUUCGCCGCACUCCCGGGACGCCGUACAGACCGCCGCGCCCGCGAUGACGACGGACGGCGUAGUGCGGACCGGAACCGCGCGGACCUUACGCGCCAGGAGGCGACUUUUCCCGCGUGGCGACGACGGCGACGGCUGCGCGAUCGCCACCGCCGAGCGGAUCGGACGCGACGCGCUCGCCCGGAAACGGCGACGGUGGGGUUUCGAUUUCGUCGACGGCGCGCCGACCGCGGACGGGACUUGGCGAUGGGAAAUCACGGCGACAAAGGCGGCCGACAACGACGGCGGACAACGCGGAAACGAUAACGGCGAGGAGACGUUUGAAAAACCGAAAGAACAACGGCGCAACAGCAUCGUCUCGGCGUGUGGUGGUUUACAGUCCCGCGUUCCUGCGACGCCGUAAUAAUACGUCACUUACUUAAACUGUAGCCAGGAAAUUUAAGCGUUUAACCGUAUAGCCGUAGUGAUCGAAUUAACCUAAAAAAAAAAAAGAUACUUUAUAAUAAUCGCAAAUCAAACGAAAAGUUUAAAGUCGCUCUUUCGAGAACAACUAUACGUUUAGAAGUAACUUAGAUUUUAAUCGUAUAAUGUAAUAUAACUAACCAAGUUAAAAUGUUUUCACGAAAUAAAUUAUUCGCUAAGAGUCUACUUUUUUCUUUUUUUCUUUUUUUUUUAUGAAUCACGAGAAAACUUGUUUUGAUUCCACGACCCGUUGCAUUUAAAAUGCAAAAAGUCCUCGAAUACAGGCCCUGAAAAUCCGAGAACGCCAAAAUAUUCGAAAUCCAAUAUUUUUUAUUUUAUAGAACCGUGUUAUUCAUAGGCAAUGAAACGCAUUUCGGCAUAAGCUAGCUAUUUUUUUUUUUUUUUUUUUAACAAAUCAAUAAACACGUGCGAAUGCGUCUAUUUAAUAUAAAUGUUCUAAUAUUAUGUUUUGUACAGUACUUGUUACCUAAUUACUACAGUAUUGUAUUUCUAUUAUAUUGUAUCGCGUGUUAUUUAUCGACGAACCUAUAAUGAUUUUAUUUAAGACUUCUGAAGGUACUGUUUAUUCCUGUGUAUUAUGUUUUAUUGUGUAAAAUAAAAGCUCGAAAAUAAUGUUAUUUCACUGUAAAUAUUAAAAUAUUAUAGAAUAAUCGAAAUCACGCGCUCGAUCGUUUUUUAUAACAUAAUUUCGUCCGGUAAUGUGUGUCGACCACUCUUUAAAAUAUCAUGGAAAAUAUUCUUUGAAUGUCCAAUUUUCGAAAAAUAUUGCGGUAAUACACAUUCAACGUGUUUGUUUCGGGAAUCGUGUAAUUUCCCGUAAAAAAAAAAGUCUCUGACGGAUAUUGCUCUCGUUCGAUUGUAUGUAUAUAAAAAAAAAAAAAAAUCGAAUAAAUAAAUCAAAAGCUUUCAAAAUUAAAUUUCGCCUUUUAUUCCUCAAAUCACCGAUGAUGCGAACAUUUUCCGCGCUAUCCCGCUAAAACAGUUCGACAGGACAGUUAUUUUAACUUUUGGACGGCCGGUAAAAUCGUUAUGGAUUCUGAGCGGAGCGCGGAAUCUAUUGGUUCUACAAUGUUGUUUAUUUUUUUUUUUUAUUUUAUCUCUGAAAAACUUUUAUACCAGCAAUUUUGCUCCGAUUUACAAUAAUGGCGCUUUUUCUAAAAUGUAUUCUGACCGGGGAGAUAAUUUAGGGAGGUGAUUUUUUUUUGAUUUUCCCAAUUGGUUGGAAAAACUGUGGAAAAAACACGGGAAAAUAGAUACAAUUGUAUUAAACAGAUAUUAUUAAAGGAAAUAUGUAACGCAUGUAUGCAAUUAUUUUACAAUAAAA
Molecule: messenger RNA, 6175 nt
Organism: Cinara cedri
Lineage: Eukaryota; Metazoa; Arthropoda; Insecta; Hemiptera; Aphididae
Source: the annotation of a GenBank genome assembly